AUGGACAACCUGAAGAAAGCAAGUGUGUUGCUCACAUUGUACCUGAACGUGAACUCACUUUGCUUGGUUUCAGCAGGAAAGAUAUCAGGAGAUGAGGUCAUCAACCUUGGCCAUAAAUCAACAGCCUGGGAGCCUUUAAUGCACAUCAGUGCAAAUCUCUCAUCCAUUUCCAGCAUCGCUUCCUACUUUGAGUUUCGCACCCUUGAUCCGGAGGGCAUCGUCUUCUACGGAGACACCAAAGAAGGCCAGGACUGGUUUGUUCUUACUCUGCGUGAUGGCAUCCCUGAAGUGCAGAUUGGGAAAGCAAAUAUCCUGGUCAGUGUGAAAGCAGGACCCAAACUGAAUGAUGGAGCUUGGCACAAGUUGGAGUUGCGCAGCGAGCAGAAGUACGUGAUUGUGGAAAUCAACAAUAAGGUGGAGCUGCUGGUGGGAAUGGAGUCGGAUCAGACAGAUGACCUACUGACGGGGAAAAUACGUCUGGCUCUUGGAGGGAUGCUGGUGGAUCAGAAGAGGCUCCUGCAUCCUUUUAAUCCUGAGAUGGAUGGAUGUAUACGAGCGGGAAAUUGGCUGAACCUGAGCACUCCCUGGGACACAGAGCCGAGCUGGAAACCUUCGACUUGCUUUCCAGAGAUAAAGAAAGGCAGCUACUUUCCUGGAAGUGGAUUAAUUCUGUUUAAUACAUCAGAUCUUCCUGGAGUGGAGACAGAAGAGCGAGGAGUCACGAUUGAGGUGUACGGAUCUUGGCGUGGGACACUGCUGAGUCUCCAGAGCCUUGAUUUCCAGUACAUUCUACCUGGGGUUAAGGGGAAGGAGAGCAGGGGUUUCACUGUGGAGCUGGAGGAAGAAUCCGGUUCGAGCAACACUGCUGACUCCUCCAAGCUGACUCUGACCUUACUGAAACAUUCGCUGGUGUUAAAUGGAGAAACAGAGCUGGAGAAUGAAAGCAUUGACUUCCUCUCGAGGUGGACGGAGGGGAUGAGCUUAGCAUUUGGCGGAGUGCCAGGUGAGAGUGAGGACUCAAAGACUGUGCACCACCUGCAGGGCUGUUUGGAAAAGAUUCUCAUUCAGGGACAAGACAUCGAUCUCGAUCGCGGGCUCUCUUCAAGCACAGGUCUAUCUCGUCACACAGUUGUCCCAUAG
Molecule: messenger RNA, 1140 nt
Organism: Neoarius graeffei (lesser salmon catfish)
Lineage: Eukaryota; Metazoa; Chordata; Actinopteri; Siluriformes; Ariidae
Gene: shbg
Product: sex hormone-binding globulin
Exons: 8
Coding region: 1-1140 (379 amino acids)
Molecular function (GO): steroid binding
Source: RefSeq, a predicted model, not a curated record